GUGAGGGUAACUUCACAACCUGAUUUGGCAAUAUUCACCAUAUCAGAUUCUCAUUCAAUCCUCAGCAAAAUGAAAGGCUCCGUUUUCACCGUGUUUCUAGUCUCCGUCCUACUUGCUGUCUCAGAAGUGCAGAGCAAGGAGUCUCUGAAGCUCUGCGGGCUUGAGUUCGUAAGAACAGUCAUCUACAUCUGUGCUAGCUCCAGGUGGAGGAGGCACCUGGAAGGCACCCCUCAAGUUCAGCAAGCCAAGCCAGGAAACUACUUCCAGCUCCCAAAUGAACGUGAGGUUUCUGUGGAAAGCACAGCGCAAAAUCUUCCAAAGGUGGAUUCCUCUGGGGAGGAAAGUCUUCAGGAUGGAGAGCUGCCCAUCAACAGGCUUUGGAGGUCAAAGAACCAUUCAGUGAUGUCAAGACAAGAUUUACAAACUUCGUGCUGUGCUGAGGGCUGUUCCCUGACUGACCUGAGCAGUUUCUGCUAAGAGCAGACACUCGGUGGUUGGCAGAACUGUAGCACAUGUUCCAUUACAGUGUGUUACUGCCUGGUACAACACUUACAUCAUGUCAUUACAGUAAUGGCUUUUGGGUAGAUAAUCUUUCUUUCCUUACAGUUGUGGAUGAAUCAUUAAAACCAGAAUGAAGUCUAUUUUUUCUCCCUUUGCAAAGGUGAAUACACUGUUCUUUUCAAAUUUUAACUAAUGCUUUGAAAUUUCAAAUGCUGUGCAGAAUUAUAAUAAAAAUUCCAUAAACCAA
This is a messenger RNA of Manis pentadactyla (Chinese pangolin), 748 nucleotides long. It is a transcript of the gene INSL5, whose product is annotated as insulin like 5. The transcript has 2 exons. Gene Ontology annotation, biological process: positive regulation of feeding behavior. The record is from RefSeq and is a predicted model, not a curated record. NCBI's taxonomy places the organism in Eukaryota, Metazoa, Chordata, Mammalia, Pholidota, Manidae. Gene Ontology annotation, molecular function: hormone activity. Bases 70 to 477 code for a protein of 135 amino acids. Gene Ontology annotation, cellular component: extracellular region.